Molecule: messenger RNA, 2238 nt
Organism: Octopus sinensis (East Asian common octopus)
Lineage: Eukaryota; Metazoa; Mollusca; Cephalopoda; Octopoda; Octopodidae
Product: adhesion G-protein coupled receptor D2-like
Exons: 10
Coding region: 482-1399 (305 amino acids)
Biological process (GO): adenylate cyclase-activating G protein-coupled receptor signaling pathway; cell surface receptor signaling pathway
Cellular component (GO): membrane
Molecular function (GO): G protein-coupled receptor activity
Source: RefSeq, a predicted model, not a curated record
UAGAAUGUGUGCUUUACAGAUUUAUUCACCAUAGCAACAUGCCAAGAGCCGUUAAUCUCUUUUAAGCGUAUUGGAAAGUUCACAUCUGGCCGUAUUAAUCUCUCAUAACGAUAAAGUAGAUCAGAACACGCUAGGUGGAUGUCGAGACCAAAGAAGAAUUUUACCUAAAAGUGGCUGUGCAAAAGGUGCUUUGAUAGAGUUCCUUGGGGAGAUAAACAUUUACCAAUACUCUAGACUAAAAUCAUUCAAAACAUUUUGAUUACUCUCAGACACUUGCUUGCAUCACCUGCAAAGACCAUUUGACUCCGAUUUCUGUUAUUUUCAUCGCUAAGACCAAUAAUUUUCAUAUCAGAUCUAAAACAACAGAAAUAUAUUUUAAAAGCAGAGACAGUCAAUUUCUAUUUGAAUUUUCGUAAAUUUCUGACUGCUCCGAGAAUAAAGGAUUUUGUUUUUGUAAAGGGUUUCACAAAAACAGCCGAAAAUGUCUGUUAUGUACGUUUUCCUCACACAGAUGGGGAAUUAUACGGUACCUGAGUAUCAUCAACCAAUGAUGGAAAAGGCUACAGUUGCUUCCAUAGGGUGCUCCUUUGCAGGAACGAUGUUGAUCCAUUUUACAUGGGUCUAUCUAGGUUUGGGUUCUGACAAUUUUUUCAUUUCUGGCAAUUUAGCAACCAUAGUGACAACGGCGCAAGCGGGUUUGAUGGGUUUAGAAAAUACAUACCCAGACAAGGGCUUCUGUAUAGCUGCAACUGUGGCAAUAGUGUUUCUGUUCACAUCAGCAUAUAGUUGGAUGUUUCUUUUUGCCUGUUGGAAAUUAGCAGAUUGUACAAUAGGUAUCCAUGGAAGUAAACAUUUUCGGCGUAUUAUGUAUGUUAUAGUGGGGUAUGGCAUACCUUGGGCUGGUAUUAUCCCAAUUCUCUUGUAUUAUCCUGAUAAUCUCAUUAAUGGAAAAAUAUGUUGGCUUACAGAAUGGACGCAAUGGAUUUUCAUGGGACCUGUCUAUUGUAUACUUGGUUUUAAUCAAUUGGUGCUGCUAUUAUCUCUGUGGAAUCGAUGGAAGAAAGAUUGUGAGAAAGAGGAAAGAAAAUCAUUAAAACACAAACUAACGAAUCUUGUUGUCACAUUCUUUGGUGAAAUGCAUCUUUUCGGAACUACUUGGUUGUUUGGUUUGAUUCCACUCACUGGAUAUAGCACACUUCCUUUCGGUUGGGCUUUUAUCCUUCUUGCAGGACCACAGAACUUUUACAUGUUCUUCCUUUACUAUUGCACUCACAAGGACGUUUUGGCAUUACUGGCUUCUCAUUAUGAAGACACAGUCGAAGCCACUUUGGAAGAGAUCAAAAAGAAGAAAGCACAGAGAGGAGGUCGAAGCUCAGAUACAGAAGAAGGUUCUGAUUAAAUGACAGUAAAUCUCAUAGAUUUGUACUUUAUUAGCCAAAGAGGAGAGUAAGAACAAAAAUAAUGGAAACUAAUGUGAUGUGUCAUAUUACCAUACUGAGUUAUAACAACUAUUUCCCCAAGAAUCUAAAAGAAAUGAGGGAAAGAAAAAGAAUAAACCAAACUAUUUUUGAUUCCAACAAUAUUAAAUGCAGCAUUUAAAGUCUGUUUUAAAUGCAUUUUAUUGUCUUGUAUCUGAAUGAGAGUGGCCUAGAAAUUAAUUUUUAAAAAAAGUGUUAAAUGUAACUAAUCACACUCUGGAAAGAAAUUUUAAUGUUUGAUUAGUAUUAUCAGAAUGAAAAAAGAAAAAAAAAAUUAAAUGUUUCAAUAAAUUUUUGUCCCACCUACUCCCACCUCCACUCUCUCACUAAUCAUCUAAUUUUCAAAUUAUGACUUUCGGCAGCUUAAAGGCAAGAAAUUGUCAUUCAAAACUCAUUUCAUGUAACAUACACAUAUAAACACUUUAAGUGCAGCUCCACUUAAAAAUAUUUAUAUGUGCUGGUGCAGUUGUAUUCAUAAAUACAUACAUGGAGUAUAGCAGCAUAUGUUUUAAGGAAUAGUUUUUGCUGAUCUAAUCAUCUGAAAGAACAAACAUCUUUAUCCGAAACAGGCGGGAACAUAUUUUUUGUAAAGAAUGUUGUCAAAUUACAAAGUAAAGUAUUUGUAAAAAGAUUGAGCCAGAUAGAAUGAGGAUCCUAAAAAGACACUUCUAAAUGUCUGUUUGUUAAAUAAGCUUCUAAUAAAACUGGAGCAGAUAAAAAUAAAAAUAAAAAUAAAAAUAAAAUCACUUCAACAUUGUAA